GCGUAAAAGUGGCGUGGUAUUUUUUUGGUAUUUUCUUGAGCCUCUUUGGUCACACUCUAGGCCACCAUAUGACUUUUUCCAGACGCGAAGGAUUAGACAAUUUCAGAAUAGUUUCAAAUACACAUAACUGCAUCGCCCCAAUGUUGUAGCAAGGCUUAAAAUGGCGGGCCUCGAGGUUGAAUUCGACGAGACAGUGGUCAAUCAGUUUAGCUGCAAGCGUUGCGACCGCACGUUUAAGAGCAAGCGCGACCAGACCAUUCACCGCCAGGAGGUACAUAAUCACAACAAAACUACCUAUGAAUGCAAGCUGUGUGCAAAGAGUUUUUGCAACUCGGGCAACCUCGAUCGCCACAUGAAAGUGCACAACGAUGUGCGUCCGUUUGUGUGCAACAUAUGCUCGAAGGCGUUUGCCCAGGCGGUGAACCUGCAGCGCCACUUUGCGGUCCACAGUGGCGAGCGGCCGUUCACGUGCAACUUCUGCAACAAGUCCUUCACGCAGCAGAGCAACAUGAAGCGCCACAAAAUGACACACACCGGCGAGAAGCCGUUCCGCUGUCAGCGGUGUGGCCGCUACUUCUCCCAGCUCGUGAACCUCAAGAAGCACAAGCUCGGACACCUCAACGCCAAGCCCUACCAGUGCAAUUACUGUGAAAAGGGCUUCACCCAGCUCUCAAACUUCAAGCGGCACCUGCAGUCGCACAUCAAGGAGGGCGUGGACGUGGAUGUGCCCGCCUCGAUUCAAGCGGCGGCAGCACUGGCGCGGGAACGGCUCGAGACGGAGCAGAAACCGAGUUUCUUUGAGUGCAUGGUUUGUCGAGCUAUUUUCGAUACGUUCUCGGACUACGAGAAGCACGAGAGCAAGUGCCAUGAGGAUAAUGAACGGGCCACGCUGGAGGUCAAUCAAAUGACCCACAUGCAUCCCGAUGACUAUUUGCCCAUGAAGUUCGCUGUGCCCGAUCUGGACACGCACGAGAUCAUUAUCGAGACUACACAUUAGACUCACACACACACCCUACACCCUACACCCUACACCCACACCGACACAUACAAAAUAGCGCGCGGCUGGAGAGUUGUAAAAAAACACAAUUGUAUGAAUUAUUCAUAUUCAUAGUACUAAAUACGCCAGCAAUAAAUGCAGUAAACAUAAUUAA
Drosophila guanche is the source of this 1151-nucleotide messenger RNA. RefSeq names its product zinc finger protein 239. The transcript is spliced from 4 exons. The coding region runs from base 161 to 997 and encodes 278 amino acids. The record is from RefSeq and is a predicted model, not a curated record. NCBI's taxonomy places the organism in Eukaryota, Metazoa, Arthropoda, Insecta, Diptera, Drosophilidae. Gene Ontology annotation, cellular component: nucleus.